Messenger RNA from Canis lupus familiaris (dog), 4086 nucleotides. RefSeq names its product retrotransposon Gag like 5 (gene RTL5). The coding region runs from base 69 to 1802 and encodes 577 amino acids. The transcript has 2 exons. Lineage: Eukaryota; Metazoa; Chordata; Mammalia; Carnivora; Canidae. The record is from RefSeq and is a predicted model, not a curated record.
GCGGCCUCCAGCUCCCCACCCCCACCCUCGCCCCCGCCCUCAGACCCAGGGCCCCCGAGUUAAUCCUAAUGUCCGAGGCCGCAGGAAAUCUAAACAGCCUGCGCAUGGCGAACGUGGCCCUGCGAGAAGAAUUAAAUGCUCUUCGUGGGGAGAAUGCCAAUUUGGGCCUUCAGCUCGGAAGAGCUCUAGCCGAGGUUAAUUCCUUGCGGGGCAACGUCUCGAGCUACAUCCGCUGGCCAGUGCCGGUGGUGCCCGUCCUUGCCGAGGAGAACUUUGAGUUCCCGCUCAGCGAGAUCGACGCAGUUCCCGAGGGGGAGCUGCCGUUCUUGUGCUGGCCUCCCCCUCGCGCGGAGCCCGAGUACGCCUCGGACGAACUGUUGAUUAGCGUGAUCCAGGAUUGCAGUACCUCCGAUGCGCCGGUCGACCCUCCCCCGCUGCCCAUCCCGCCCCCGCUGGCGCUGCCCCCGCCCCCAGCCAAGGAGCUGCCCCCGCAGCCUCCUCUGCCGCCGCUGGAGCGGCCUGAGCUAGAGCCCUUCUCGGGCGACCCAGUCUACCUGGCUGAAUUCCUGAUGCAGCUAGAGACCUUCAUAGCUGACCAUGAGGAUCAUUUCCCCGGGGGCGCCGAACGGGUGGCCUUUCUGAUCUCUUUUUUCGCGGGCGAAGCCAAGGACUGGGCCAUCUCAGUCACCCGGGAAGGAAGCCCCCUGCGAGCCAACUUCCCACGCUUCCUGGAUGAGAUCCGCAAGGAAUUCUGCGGCCCCAUCCCCCCAAGCGUGGCUAAAAAGGCCAUCCGCAAGCUCAAGCAGGGGGACUGUACCCUGGGCAGCUAUGCGGAUGCUUUUCAGUUCCUGGCCCAGUUCUUGUCUUGGGAUGACUGCCGCCUUCAAAACCAGUUCCUUAAAGGCCUGUCUGAAUUCUUCCGCAAGGAGCUCUUAUGGUCCACUGAAAUGGCCGACCUGGACGAGCUGAUUCUCGAAUGUGUGGAGAUAGAAAGAAAAGUGCGUGUCCCCAAGCCAAUCCCGCUCCCUGGGGUUCGCAACAUCUUCUUCCCUUUUGCUGCGGACCCUAAUAACGAUGACAGUGAUGAUGAAGAGUACUACAGUGACGAAGAUGAAGAGACACGCAGGCGCAGGCUUUAUGACCGGGAACAGCGGAGGCGCAUGAGAGCUAUUCAGCAGGAGGCGAGGGAGGAGGAAGAAAAGAGGAAGAAGGAGGAAGAGAAGAGGAAGAAGCAGGAAGAGAUGAGGAAGAAGCAGCAGGAGGAGAUGAGGAAGAAGCAGCAGGAGGAGAUGAGGAAGAAACAGGAAGAGAAGGAAGAGGAAGAUGAUGAGGACGAGGAGGUGGACGUGGAUGGGGACGUGGAUGUAGAGCUGAUCAAGGAUGAAGACGAGAAUAAGGGCGAACGUUUGGGCCCUCUGCCAGAGCCAGACCCGGACCAGGAGCCAGAGCCCGAGCCCGAGCCGGAGUCAGAGGAUGAAACCCAAGAUGAUGACCUCGAUGAGAUGAUGGAGAUGGAACCCACUGUUGCCCACGCUUCAUCCCAGACCACUGGGUUCUACCAUGAGAAUUUCCUGGAUGCCUCGCCCCCCAUAAUCCAGCCCAGCAGGAGGAGGAACCAGAAUCGAGUCCCACUUCUGGAGGGCCUUCCAGGUACCAAUUCACCCUUCUAUAGUUCGCCGCCACUGAUUCGCCGUGCAGGCCGCCUGGGGCAACGCCAAAUUCGAAGACGUCCCCCAGUGCUAUUCCGCCUCACCCCGAGACAGGGGGGCCACCGGGCCGCACGUGGCCGAAUUCGCGUGUGAGUGGCUGGGGCAAGCUCACCACACAGAACACACCCUUCUACUGCGUCCCCUGCCCCUGCUAUUGCUGCCACACCUGCCCCAUUUGCUGACCAGUACUUGAGGGAGUUCCAGACCCAUAGAGCCCGAAGAAAGACCUACAGAGCUCCAGAUCGUAUUGCAGCCAUGACCAGGGAGUGACACGGGAGUGACACGUGUCCAGCCAAGGCCACCUGCGAAGGAAGGGAUCAGCAAUAGUUGUCCCCUUGGAGUGCACUGUGCUCAAUCUUUGCCAUGAACUAGAGAGCAGGUUUCUGGGCCUGUUCCCAUAAAAGAACUGGUCACCCUCUUGUAUUUUCCCCUCUAGUUGUUCCUAACCCUCACCUCUCCUGCGUUUAUUCAUCCUGUGUCCUACGGUUUUAUCCUCUGACUGGCUCGCCAGGACUUCACCCAAUGCCUCACUGACCUGCCCCAGUGAGAGAAAGGACAGGCUACACCGAACUCGUAAAGCCACUGAGGCCACUUACUAGAUAGAAUCAACUGAAAGCGGGAUGGUAUCAAGAGAUAUAUGAAAAGCCUACACUUGUUUCAAGCUCCCCCCCUUUCUGGCAGAAGGGCCCUGAGGAGAACAUUGCAUCCAGCCCAGGAAGUGUGCACAAAGCCACACGUCAGAUAGACACCAUGGCUGAGAUAUGCUUUUGAUUGACUGACCGAGCAACUGGUUCCUCCUCCCCACAGACUCCUGUAGCGGGGCCCUUGGGUCAGCUCUCCAAGUCCGGGACCCUCGCCUCUUACUAAAUUGCCUCCCUGGGCAUCCCCAGCAGACGAAGCCCAGUGUUACAGGCUCUCACCCUUUUCUUGAUGUUGCCUAAAAGGUGGAGGAGGAGAGGAGGGGGGCGGGUGGCGGCAGUGGAGGAGGAAACAGCAGCAGCAACGACUCAGCUUGACAUUGUAAGGAGUGAAUCUUUCCUUAGGGAUGGUGGUCUCCUUCCCUGGCUAGACCUUGGACUGCAGCCCCCAGCCAAAGGUCUUUGCAGGAGCCUUGCCAUCCUAAAGAUUCCAGAAGAAGCAUCAUUGGCCUUUCUUCCCUGGACUUCCAGAGAUUGAGAGAGAGAGAGAGCCAGCCCAAGCUCUGCUCUUUGACAUUGACUUAAAGGAUUCCUUGGUUCUGAGAGGAGAGAGGAAGAUUUUGUCUACAGCCUUGCAGCUGGGACAUCUUCAUGUUUCUCAUAUGGGGUGGGAGGCGAGCCAUGGCCUGGUGCUGGGCUUCGGUUAGACAACGAGACUUAAGAGGGUGACUGCCUCCUAGUAACUCCUGGGACUUCUGGAUACAAACCCAGGGACCCUCAUAGAGUCCUGCUGCUUGUCUUGGGUCCAGAACACACUGCUUUUGCAGUGAAAAAUACACACUAUGUCACUCUGGCCACAGAAUGCCAGCCAAAUACAUUGCUGGCCUGAACUGCCCUCAACACUGAGCUUCCUGCACAGUGCCUGGCAGCUGGGCAAGUGCAGCCAAAAUGUCUGGUGGCCAGAGGGAAGAAAACAGUAAAUUAUGCCUCUGUUCCUCACCGGAGUCUGACAGAUAACCUCAGCCCAGCCUUAGGAUUUUGAGCCUGGAGGCAAGAGGAAGGCGCUGGAAGAAGAGGAGUAACAGAGAAAUCCAGUCCUCUGGCUGGUUUCUGGUGAGGUCUCUAUUCAUCAGUGGGAGCUGUUUCCUCAGGAGAGAGUUCCAGAAGGGGAACUGCUGUCCUAGGCUGUGGACCCUGUUUGCUGAUGGUCGACACACUGGCCCUGCUGCCCAUGUCCCUGCCAGAGAAGUGCAAAGGACAGGUGCCUUGCACCCCGACCUCCAGGGACCCUUCAGCACAGGCCCUGCUGUUCCCAUGGUGCUUCUCACCCUGAGCUCCUGUAGCCUCAGCCAGGGAAAGAGUGGAUGAGCAGUGAGCUGGUUUCUUGCCCUCCAGUGGCAGCGGGGAGCGGGGGGGGGGGUUGAGCUUCCCUUUGACCCUCUUCCCCCCCUUUCCCAGAUCUUCAAUAUUUGUUGUGAUGUAACAGCUACAAGAGCUGUAAGAGGAACUAUGGGCUUUGGGUGUUUUCUUGGGUUGAAAAGGGAUGGGGGGAGGGGGGGGAAAUGCAUGCAGGGGUAUGAAGGCAGCCCAAGGAUUCCCAGAGACUCGGGAGGAAACCUGUUUGAAACAAAAAUGUGUUAUUGUUAUUGUGUUAUUGUUGCAUUACUGUGUUGUGAAGAUAAAUUGUUCUGUAUGCUAAAGCUUUCUCCUCAAUAAAAAUAUAAAGGGUGUGUAAAGAC